UUUUGUAACGUCUUCUUGCUCUCGCCACCUCUCUCUGUCUCUUCUUUCUACAGAGUACAGUCAUUCUGCAAUCUUCUAACUACCACCACCUUAUAAAAUCACCCAAAAUAACACUCCCUAAUUAAUCUCUCUCCUAAUCCAACUCAUUAAUAAUAGAUAAUAAAAACGAAAUUUUGCUCCAACUCCUUCACCUACGGUUGCUUUAUCUUCAUAAUCCCUUCCCCAGUAAGUACGUUACUUGAUUAAUUAUUAGUAUUGGUAUUAGAAUUCCCUUAAAAGACUUCUGCCCUCCUCCGCCUCCUCGUCCUUCAUUCAAGCUCUUCUACUGUCUCUCUGUUUCUCUCUCACCGACGGAAAGAUGCGACGGUGUUUGACGACGUCGCUUCUUUCCGCUGCCAUCUCCGUCGCUCUCCUCUGCUCCUUCUACGUACAUCUAUUCCGCGACCUCAUCCCCUACGCCGACGACGAGGGCACUCCGGCGACGGCCUUCUCUCACGACGCCGCCUUCAACGCCACCCUGACCCAGGCCCUCGUCCACCGCCACAACCUCGUCGUCCGCGAGAUCCCCCGCCAUCGCCGCCGCCGUCUCCCCACUUCCCCGGUGGAGUCCAUCCUCUUCCCCGACUGGGAGACCCUCCUCGUCCUCCCCCUCCCCUCCGCCUUCGCCGAUCAUCGCAACCUCUCCUGCCUCUUCCACAACGGCGCCGUCUCCCCCGCUGGCUUCGUCGGAACACUCCCCACCUCCCCCGCCCGCGCCGCCUUCCGCUGCCCGAUCCCCAACAGCAUCCGCCGCCUCCGCCCCUUCUACACGCCCCGCCUCAUCGACCCCACCACCGCCCCCGAGUCCGACGACCGCGGUCCCCCCUCCGAGAUGAUCCGGUGGACCCGCCUCGCCUACGAGGCCGUUUCCACCCCCGUCGAUGUCGUCGUCUUCGCCAAGGGCGUCAAUAUCCGCCAGGGCGUCGACCGCCCCGCCUCCGACCUCCGCUGCCUUUUUUCCUCCGGCGCCGCCACCCCCGCCACAAGCUCCGCCCAGGAGGUGUUCCGCUGCCCCCACCCCCCCGGCGCGAAAUCAAUGACCGGCGAGGCCCUCCGCGUCUCCCUCGAGAUCGGGACCGAGGGCACCCUAAUCCCCUCUCUGGCCAAUUACCACCGGCCACGUGCUCCCCCGCGCACACCCAGGGACCGCUCGCUAAUCUGCGCCUGUACCAUGGUCCGCAACGUCGCCAAAUUCCUCGCCGAGUGGAUCGUCUACCACUCGGCGAUCGGCGUCGAGCGUUUCUUCCUCUACGACAACGGCAGCGAUGAUGACCUGCACUCGGUGGUCAACCGACUCGGCUCGAACGGGUUCAACAUCUCGACCCGUUUCUGGCCCUGGCCCAAGACCCAGGAGGCCGGCUUCUCCCACUGCGCCGCUGUGAACCGGGACACGUGCACCUGGAUGGCCUUCAUCGACGUGGACGAGUUCAUCUUCUCCCAAGCCUGGGCCGGUUCGGAUACCCCGAACCGGACCAUGUUGGGUUCCCUCGUGGCGGUACGACCGGAUGUGGGUCAGGUCUCGAUGCGGUGCUUCGAGUUCGGGCCGUCGGGCCGGCGGGCGCACCCGAGAGACGGCGUAACACAAGGUUACACGUGUCGGCGCAGGACGGAGAAGCGGCACAAGUCGCUGGUCCGGCUCGACGCGGUGGACGACUCGUUGUUUAACUCGGUUCACCAUUUCGGCUUGAAAUCCGGGUUCAGGUGGACCAACCGUUCGGAGGCCAGCGUGUACCACUAUAAGUACCAAGCGUGGGAGGAGUUUAAAGUGAAGUUCAACAGGCGAGUAUCGGCUUACGUGGUGGACUGGAAGGAAACGGUGAACCUGAGUUCCAAGGACCGGACCCCCGGUCUUGGGUUCGAGCCGGUCGAGCCGAAGGGGUGGGCCGAUAGGUUCUGUGAGGUGAAUGAUACCCGGCUCAGGGAGGUGAAUCGGAGGUGGUUCGGCCUGGAGGGACCGCAGGGAGAGUAUAGAAUGGCAUGGGAGUAGGCAGGGAAAAGAGAGGUUAAGUGAGA
Messenger RNA from Phoenix dactylifera (date palm), 2052 nucleotides. Its product is annotated as glycosyltransferase family 92 protein Os08g0121900-like. Gene Ontology annotation, molecular function: glycosyltransferase activity. NCBI's taxonomy places the organism in Eukaryota, Viridiplantae, Streptophyta, Magnoliopsida, Arecales, Arecaceae. Gene Ontology annotation, cellular component: cytoplasm. The record is from RefSeq and is a predicted model, not a curated record.